UACUAUUUAUUUACAAAAAGUUUUUAAACAUGAGUAAACGUAAAGCACCUGAAUUUCAAGGGCCGAAUAGUGAAUUUUGUGAAUUUCUUUUAGAGCUUGCAGAUUAUGAAAAGAAUGUCAGUCGAAAUAUCCAUAAGUAUAAUGCGUAUUGCACAGCUGCAAGUACUCUUUCAAGACAUCCUGUUAAAAUUACUAGUGGAAAAGAAGCAAAAGCUCUGAAGGGUAUAGGGCAGAAAAUUGCAGAUAAACUUGAUGAAUUUAUCCAAACUGGCAAACUUAAAAAACUUGAAAUGAUACGAGCUGAUGAUACAAAUCAAGCAAUCAAUUUACUUACAAAAGUUACUGGCAUUGGACCUGCUACAGCUCAAAAAUUAGUAAGUGAUGGAAUAAAAACUAUUGAAGAUCUGAGAAAAAAUGCUGACAAAUUAAAUCAUCACCAGAAAAUAGGAUUGAAGUAUUUUGAAGAUUUUGGAAAGAAAAUUCCACGCGAAGAAAUCGAAGCAUUAGAGAAAAAAAUUGUGAAUCUUUGUCAUGCUGUGGAUAAAAGGUAUAUGAUCACCAUUUGUGGAAGUUACAGGCGAGGUGCUUCAGAGAGUGGUGAUAUUGAUAUUUUGCUCACACAUCCAGAUUACUCAUCUGCUGAUGUCAACAAGAGCGAACUUCUAAAACAAGUUCUAUAUAAAUUAGAAAAGUCAGGAUUAAUUGUGGAUCAUAUUUCUCGUGGAGACUACAAGUUUAUGGGAGUCUGUCACUUAGAUGCUAGCCAUCCUUUCAGAAGAAUAGACAUUGGGCUUUUCCCUCAUGAUCAGUACUUUUGUGCAACGCUAUAUUUCACUGGCAGUGGCUUAUUUAAUCAACAAAUGAGAGCUCAUGCUGUGGAGAAGGGGUUCACUAUAAAUGAGUACUGCAUCAGGCCCAUCAAUAAAAUAGGGACAUCUGGUGAACCUUUACCUGUCUCAUCAGAAAGAGAUAUUUUUGAAUACAUUGACUACCCUUACAAAGAACCUCAUGAAAGAAAUGUUUAAAUGUAUAUGUUUAUGUUUAAGUAUGUAUAUCAGUUGAUUUUGUAUAUUUCUAUGUAGAAUGUAUUGUAUUCUGAAAUGAAAUAUAUAUAGUUUGUUUUUAUUGUUCUGCCUUGUAAUUUUAUGUAAAUAUUUUUUUCUUCUUUAAUAAUGUAAAAAUCAUCCUAAUGAAUGGGAAUUUAUGAAAACAGAUACAAAGAUAAGUAAUUGUAAAAAUUUAACCUGUUGGACCUGUUUAAAUAUUUAUCUUCAUGAGCAAAUAAAGCCAUGCCACUCAGA
This is a messenger RNA of Stegodyphus dumicola, 1301 nucleotides long. Its product is annotated as DNA polymerase beta-like. The record is from RefSeq and is a predicted model, not a curated record. Gene Ontology annotation, molecular function: DNA-directed DNA polymerase activity; DNA binding. Lineage: Eukaryota; Metazoa; Arthropoda; Arachnida; Araneae; Eresidae. Gene Ontology annotation, cellular component: nucleus. Gene Ontology annotation, biological process: double-strand break repair via nonhomologous end joining; base-excision repair.